This is a messenger RNA of Myxocyprinus asiaticus (Chinese sucker), 1556 nucleotides long. Its product is annotated as parathyroid hormone 2 receptor-like. Gene Ontology annotation, cellular component: plasma membrane. The record is from RefSeq and is a predicted model, not a curated record. The transcript is spliced from 12 exons. Bases 39 to 1556 code for a protein of 505 amino acids. Gene Ontology annotation, biological process: adenylate cyclase-modulating G protein-coupled receptor signaling pathway; cell surface receptor signaling pathway. Gene Ontology annotation, molecular function: parathyroid hormone receptor activity; peptide hormone binding; G protein-coupled peptide receptor activity. NCBI's taxonomy places the organism in Eukaryota, Metazoa, Chordata, Actinopteri, Cypriniformes, Catostomidae.
GUGAAGAUGGAGAGGUUACAGCUGAAGAACAAGUUCAGAUGCUGCUGGAUGCAAAGCUGCAGUGUCUACAGAAGGUCUCCAUGGAUGACCGUGCAGGUGGUGUGUGCCCACCAGAGUGGGAUGGUUUGAUAUGUUGGCCGCAAAGCUUCCCUGGAACUCUGACCAAGACACCCUGCCCCAGAUACAUCUAUGACUUCAACCAUGCAGGCCAUGCCUACAGGAAAUGUGACUCCAAUGGUUCCUGGGUGCUUGCAGAUAGCUUAAACAAGACCUGGGUCAACUACACAGAAUGCAUAAAAUCCCCAGAGGCCAACAAAAAGAGACAGGUCUUUUUUGAACGACUGCAUGUCAUGUACACAGUAGGCUAUGCAGUUUCCUUCAGCUCUCUUCUAGUGGCCAUCUUUAUUAUUGGAUACUUCAGGCGUCUCCACUGCACAAGAAACUAUAUUCACAUGCACCUAUUUGUGUCCUUCAUGCUGCGUGCUGUCAGCAUCUUUGUGAAGGAUCAUGUGGUGCACACCAGCGCUGGACUGCAGGAGUUUGAUGCUGUGCUCAUGAAUAACUUCACUAAAGCAGUAGAUGUAGCACCAGUGGACACCUCACAGUAUAUGGGUUGUAAAGUGACUGUCUUGCUAUUCAUCUAUUUCCUGGCUACAAACUACUACUGGAUUCUGGUGGAAGGCUUGUAUCUGCACAGCCUAAUCUUUAUGGCCUUCUUGUCUGACUCCAAGUACUUGUGGGGCUUCACUUUGAUCGGAUGGGGUGUUCCAGCUCUCUUUGUUGUGGCAUGGGCAGUUGUCAGGGCAACGCUGGCGGAUGCAAGAUGCUGGGAGCUAAGUGCAGGAAACAUCAAAUGGAUCUACCAGGUCCCCAUUCUGACAGCCAUUGGGCUGAACUUUAUCCUGUUUGUGAAUAUUGUGCGGGUGCUUGCGACCAAAAUCCGUGAGACCAACGCAGGCAGAUAUGACACAAGGAAACAGUACAGGAAACUCGCAAAAUCCACACUUGUGUUGGUGUUUGUGUUUGGGGUGCACUACAUAGUGUUUGUUGGAAUGCCGCACACCUUUGAGGGUCUGGGCUGGGAGGUGCGCAUGUAUUUUGAACUGUUCUUCAACUCUUUCCAGGGCUUCUUUGUGUCUAUCAUCUACUGCUACUGUAAUGGAGAGGUUCAGACUGAGAUCAAAAAGACAUGGACGCGGUGGAACCUAGCCUUUGAUUGGAAAGGCCCGGUGGUGUGCGGGAGCUAUCGCUAUGGCUCUGUAUUGACCGGCCUCAACAACAGCACCAGCAGUCAGUCCCAGCUGGCUACAGGAGGCCCAGGCACACGUUCCACCACGCUCUUCUCCAGCCGAGUGUACCGCAGCAGCGGGGGCCCCACCAUCAGCACCCAUGCCACCCUGCCAGGCUAUGUGCUUAAUUCAGAUGCUGACAGCUUGCCACCUUCCAUACCUGAAGAACCAGAGGACAGUGCCAAGCAGGUAGAUGACAUCUUGCUGAAGGAAUCGCUGCCCACGAGGCCCAGCAGCAGCCUGGAAGAUGACGAAGAGACUCUGUAG